CAGCCAACCUUCCAGUUCUCCGCCCUACGGAGAGGCGGACCUGUGCGCCAUGAGGUCACAGCCGCGCCGGGGGCAGCUCCGAGGAGUUUAGUAAGGGGGACUCUGGAGAAGGACGGCCGCAGACGGUGCUAUUGGCUGGGAAGAUGGCGGUGAACAGGAACCACUCGGAGGGCGGUGGGGUUAUCCCGCCCAACGGAGAGAGCAUUCUUAAGCAUUGCAAAGAUGUGGAGCUGACCUUCUCAGAUGUGACUGGCAAACCAGAGAUCUUCAAAGGCACCAAGAAAGGAAUGGUGUUCCUCACUCCUUAUAGGGUUAUUUUUGUGUCCAAGGGCAAGGACCCAAUGAUGUCUUUCAUGAUGCCAUUCUACCGGGUGAAAGGAUGCUCCAUUGAACAGCCAGUAUUUUCUGCCAAUUAUAUCAAAGGAGUGAUAGAAGCAGAACCAGGAGGUGGCUGGGAAGGGCAGGCUUCAUUUAAGAUGAGUUUCUUCAGUGGAGGCGCCAUAGAAUUUGGGCAACUGAUGUUCAAACUUGCUAGUGAUGCUUCUAGGGGAGUGCCUGCCCAGAGUUUUGGCUAUGGGUAUGCACCUGUUCCUGGGGGAUAUGCCCCUUCACCUUUUCCAGGAGGCUAUGUACCUGCACCAGGAAGCUAUGCUGCACCACCACCGGCUGGACCAUACGGUUAUAUGCCUGCACAAAUGAAUGGAUAUGGAUCUGCUGCACAACCAAUGGGAUAUCCAUAUGCACCUCCUCCAGGCAUGUAUCCGCCACCUCCUGGGAUGAACUCCAUGUAUAUGGCUCCUCCUCCCCCAUACCCAGGCCCUUCUGCUGUAGGACCUUCAGCCCCGACUGAGGCAGGGCCUUCAGCCCCUAGAACCUGGACAGAGCCAGGGAUGCCAGGUGGCAACAAAGCAGCAGAGGCGACUUCCAGUGCAUAUUAUAACCCAGCCAAUCCUCACAACGUCUACAUGCCUAUGGAUCAACCACCUCCUUAUUCAUCACCUGAUGAGAAAAAGAAGAACUGACAAGAACCCAGGAGCCACCCUCCCAUGUUUUUGUCCUAGAAGACUGUGCCAUUGCCGCCACCGCCUCCAUCUCUAGGUCAUCCUGUGUCACUAACCUGCACAAUGUUGGGUGACUCUUAACACCCACUGUUCUUGAAAUUUUCCUUGUGGCAAUACAGAAGAGCAGUGACAGUAAUGCUUUCCUGAGUACUUGCUUUCUCUGAGGCCAGAAUAGGACUGUUUUAGCCCUUAGUUUGAAGGGAGAGGUGAAAUAUGCAUAAUGCAAAUGAAUCUGCUUCAUAUAUAUAAGGAUGAAAUACUGAAGCUCUUUCUUUGAAACAAAAACACUUGCAUAACAACACACAGAAAUGAGCAUGUCAGGAGUGUUCUCCCAUGCAUCUCUGCAUGUCCAUUGACAUCAGUGUGGCAUGUUACAAAUGCUUAACUCCAUGCAAUUUAAUGCAUGAGAAGGAAUUUUAAAUACUUGAGGCGUAUCUAUUUCCUGGGACAGUAGCAGGGAGGACUUUAGAGGAAACUCUCUAAUGAUAUACUGAAAAAGAUGGCCUCAGGGAGGAAACCAAAAGGCUAACCAGUAGUCAUUUUGAAUAAGUAGCUGCAUCUCCAGGUUACUGUUAUAAAGAAUUAGGGCUCUGCAACAAUGAUCUCUACACUUUUGCAAUCUAUCUCUUACAAAAUGGAUGACUGUGUAAAAUCAUGCAUGGUAAUCUGCUUUCUCUUUUGACUGGUUGAUGUCUCUAAAAGUGUAUCCUGUCUUUUGGUGUAGGGACCAGAUUGUCUGUCUGCCCAUCUUAAUUUGUAUUUAAGCAAAAGGUAUAAAAUCUGGACAGAAAUAAGAGCAAUCCUCAGCCAUUAAGCAUUCUGGGAAUACGACCCAAGCAGAAUGUCUUGGUCUCCUGGAACCAGCCUGAUCCUUACCCAGAGUUGCUUGGUACCCAAUAGCAGCCAGUCUAGCAGAGUAUAUUUAAUAGGAGAGUACUUUAUAGAAAACAAGCUAUUGUAGCAAAGUCCUGAGAUGGAUGGUGAAGCCAUUUCUCUUUGUUCUGCAGGUUGAGUUAGGCACUGAUAUAACCAUAAAGCACUAUGUGGUGGAAACUAUGAAAUUUACUCUUCAAUACAGAAAGGCAUGUUGGGAUAAGACUUUUGUUUCUGAACAAUGUUGGAGGAGAUGGCAAACUUGAGUAAGACACUUGCCAGCAAGCAGUGCAGAGGCAAUUCAUGUUACAAUAUUGUAGUUACCUCAGCUUUUUGCUGGUUAACUUUGACUUUUCACAUGCUAAUUCCACUUCUAUUUGUUCCAAAGGGAACUCUUGCUCCACCAAUGUAACAGAGAAUAUAAAUACACAAAACCUAAUCUCUUAGGAUCACUUUCCCCCUCUUCUGUAGGGGCUGAAUUUGACAAGAACAGUUCAAGUCAUAAAUUACUAUGUGUUCAUGGACCCCUUUCUAUCCAUCUUCCCUUUAGUAACUGAGCAUAUUACUCAGUAUAGCAGGCAUAGGAUGAACUUUUCUAAUAACCGUUUUAAUCUGAAUCCAAGAGGCUUAGCUUUCCAUAACUUGAUAUUUACCUCUGUUUGUAAUAUUUUUGGAUUGCACUUUAAUACAGAAGUAUUGAAAUCUU
Rhineura floridana is the source of this 2640-nucleotide messenger RNA. It is a transcript of the gene WBP2NL, whose product is annotated as WBP2 N-terminal like. The transcript has 8 exons. Gene Ontology annotation, molecular function: transcription coactivator activity; chromatin DNA binding. Bases 144 to 1022 code for a protein of 292 amino acids. Gene Ontology annotation, cellular component: nucleus. The record is from RefSeq and is a predicted model, not a curated record. Gene Ontology annotation, biological process: positive regulation of DNA-templated transcription. Lineage: Eukaryota; Metazoa; Chordata; Lepidosauria; Squamata; Rhineuridae.